Messenger RNA from Purpureocillium takamizusanense, 2550 nucleotides. It is a transcript of the gene PIC2, whose product is annotated as Cu/Pi carrier, variant 2. Gene Ontology annotation, cellular component: mitochondrial inner membrane. The transcript is spliced from 3 exons. Gene Ontology annotation, molecular function: phosphate transmembrane transporter activity. The record is from RefSeq and is a predicted model, not a curated record. Bases 710 to 2140 code for a protein of 476 amino acids. Gene Ontology annotation, biological process: mitochondrial phosphate ion transmembrane transport. Lineage: Eukaryota; Fungi; Ascomycota; Sordariomycetes; Hypocreales; Ophiocordycipitaceae.
ACCAACCCACCCAGGCGGGUCGCCGUGACAGCCGCUCAGCAGUCAUCGUGACAGCCGCCCAGCGUUGUCAUCGCGAGAGAUCCACGACGACAACGAUCAAAGCUGCCAAGAAGAGAAUGCGCCACCGGACUCCAAUUGGAACGAUGCCAGAAUUUGCCGUGCUCGCGCGACGAUGAGAGGGGGAAAAGGAGAAAGGUCGCGGGAACCUCAGGCACAAACGGGAAUAUGCGGCUGUGAGAUGAUGUCACCCACCCCGUCACGCCCCCCCGCAGCCUAAGCUGUCCAUCAAUUCAUUCCUUCCGGCUGCAUGAGCGAGCGUAUCUAAUGUCGCAGGUACGCCUCGAUCCGUACCUUCCUCUAGUUAGAGCCCCGUUAACUCCGGAGUCUCACUCACCAGCUCCUCCCCCUUCCUCUUGCUCCUCUUGCACUCGUGCACACCCAAUCUUUUGCGCCUCAGCUUCUCACCCCCAGCCUCUCUCCCGACGUCAAUCAGAGGUUGCGACUCUGUCUGCUGCACCGCCGCUGCCCUGCCUGCCAGUGCUCGUCCAGCCUUCCCGUGCCAUUGGCAUCUGCGCGCUGGAUUGACCUUUGCGUAUCGCUGCAGCUCUGGUAGCUUGUUGUGAGAACUACGGUGAGUGUUUCGCCUUGCUCAAAUAGACACUCGCCUCGUCCGUGUCCGCCGCAGUUGACCUGCCCGCCCGACGUGGCCAUGUCGCAUCUGUAUCCCAAGGUGGACACCCUCCGGGGCUCCGUCUACAGCCCCAUGGCCGCUCGCCCCACGCCGCUCCAGGCCCGCCCGGAGCUCUACGGCGCCUUCUCCGUCGUCGACAACGCCAAGGACAAGGCGCACAAGAUUGGCGACGAGGCCACGAGAGAGUUUGAAAAGGCCAGCGCAAAAGCCCAGGCCAAGGCCGGCAAGAUUGAGCUGUUCUCGGGCAAGUAUUACGCCGCCUGCACCAUUGGUGGCAUGCUCGCAUGUGGCCUCACCCACACGGCCGUAACGCCACUCGACCUCGUCAAGACGCGCCGCCAGGUCGACUCCAAGCUCUACACGAGCAAUUUCCAGGCCUGGGGCAAGAUCUACCGCGCCGAGGGGCUCCGCGGCAUCUUCACUGGUUGGAGCCCAACCUUCUUCGGGUACAGCGCCCAGGGCGCAUUCAAGUACGGCUGGUACGAGUACUUCAAGAAGACGUAUUCGGACAUGGCUGGCCCCGAGGCCGCUCACAAGUACAAGACGGGCCUGUACCUGGCCGCUUCCGCCUCGGCCGAGUUUCUCGCCGACAUCGCGCUCUGCCCCUUUGAGGCGAUCAAGGUGCGCAUGCAGGGCGUAAUCCCCAACCCCUACACGGGCACCCUACACGGCAUCAGCACCGUCCGCGGUAAGGAGGGCUGGUCAGGCCUGUACAAGGGCCUGUAUCCGCUCUGGGGCCGCCAGAUCCCCUACACCAUGAUGAAGUUUGCGUCCUUCGAGACCAUUGUUGAGAUGAUCUAUGACCGCCUGCCCGGGCAGAAGAGCGACUAUGGAAAGGCCGCUCAGACGGGUGUGUCCUUCACGGGCGGCUACCUCGCCGGUAUCCUGUGCGCCAUCGUCUCACACCCGGCCGACGUCAUGGUCAGCAAGCUCAAUGCCUCCCGCGAGCCCGGCGAGGCCUUUGGCGGCGCCAUGGGCCGCAUCUACAAGGACAUUGGCUUCUCGGGCCUCUGGAAUGGCCUCCCUGUGCGCAUCGUCAUGAUUGGCACUCUCACGGGCCUACAGUGGAUGAUUUAUGUAAGUUAUCUUGUGGCCAUGGCCCCCUUGCUAUCCGAGAGACGGUCAGCAGGACGUGGCUUUGCUGACGCGCACGGGAACGCAGGAUUACUUCAAGAUCUUCAUGGGCCUGCCCACGACGGGCGGUCCCCCUCCGCCGACGGAGCAGAAAUGAGGGUUACACGGGAGCUGAGGCGAGUCGAACCGUCACAGCGCAACUCCUGGUCGCCCGCAACGGCGACGCAUGUCAUUGCGGGACGACGUCUAGCAGUAGCAGAAGCAAUGGCAGUAGUAGCACCGUGCGCACGCCCUCGAUGGUGGCUGUUGGACGUUGUCCGUCACGGUUCAUGUAUCAACAUUUUUUCACUACGUGGUCAUGGCACUCUUUCGUAAUUGAUGCCCGUGCUUACCGCAGUCUAUCGUGCGCACCCACGCCCGAGCUUGCCCACGUUCUUAUGGCGCAGACGGCCAGGGAAAUCUGAAGUCUGUCGGGCGAACCUCAGAUCCGCCCGAGUUGCCGACGCCCAUGUGCGGCUUGACGGCUCCUGUGAAACAAUGAACCGACCAUCGUGAGAUCGAGACGGCGCUUCAGCACGUCGGCACAGCCGACGCAGUACACGCGCUUACAUACACAUUACAUAAAGCACGUGCGACGACCACCAUCUUGAACUAGCAGAAGCACCGAGAGAAGCCAUCCUCCGAAGGCUCGUGCAGCAUCUAUGUAUGCAAUGACGACGCCGCUCACCGAGGCUACUGAGAACGACUAGAGCAGCGCAGGCCCAGGUGCGAAUAUAGUAUACAAC